AAAACAUAAUAUCUUUGAUAGCAGGGGUGUUUAUGAUUUUCAAACAAACAACAUUUAAAUACCAAAUGGAAAGUACAUGAAUGUAUAAGACAUAAUGUGGCUGUAAAGCGAAACACUAUUUGCAUUUUACAGUGAAUUAUGUAGCAAAAUCACAGUGAGAUGCACUACACUUACAAGUGUUACAGUGUACGCAGUAAUCCCGCCAGAAAUAAAAUAAACAUUAGCGUAGAUGUAUGAACAAAGGAGUUAUAAAGGGUCCUAGCAGUUAGCUUGCGUGUAAACUGUAUAGCAGUUAUUAUAUUUUAAUUCGUGGUUAACAGUAUAAUGGUUGCUCGAAUCUCUUAGUGCCUUGCCAUGAAUUAAACUGAAAUUUGCAGCGCUUUCCACAUGCGUGUUUGUGAAACGUAGCCACAAGUUGUAAGGAUGGAGCGAUGUAUGUUACCAGCAGAAGAAACGUUACAUGCACUACGAUAUUACAGAACCUACGGCAAUGAAUAGCAACGAAACUCACGGAAGUCGUUCGAAAAUUUACGAAUGAGUACUACUGUAAAACUCUAUUUUAUUACAAAGCAGCUGUGAAACAAUUGUUGGAGAUGAAGUUUCAGAAAUGAAAACUUUCUGUCUGCGGUUAAUUGAAGUGGACAGUAAACCAUGAAUGAUUUUGACUAUGAUUUUGUUGACGAAAUGGAUGAUAUGUCACCAGUUUAUGAGGAUUUGUAUGUACCAUCCACACAUCUUUGGUAUGAGGAAGAUGAUGGAACAGACAGUGUGAGAGUUACAGAACUUCUAGAACUCUGUAUUGAACCUACAUUAAGAGAUGGCCUGAACCACAUAGGCAAAUUAUUACUUUGGUGUUUUCUUUUCCGUGCCUCGACCCAGUGGGUGAAGGUUCCAGCACUGGUAUGCCAUUCUGUUUCUGCUGGAACUGGUCUGGUGAUAUUACAUCACUUUUUCCACAGUACCAUGUAUUACAUAAUAGGAUUUGCUACUGGUGCCUAUUUCCUGCUGUUUCUUGUCUCAUGUUUUUUGAAAAGGCAUAGAGGUCCAAUCAUGGGAGUUGUUUCAGUUGGUUUUCUCAUUAUCUGUGAACUGCUGUUUGUUAGUAGAACUGAAUGGCAUAAAAUUCGGGGAGCUCAGAUGCUCGUGGCGAUGAAGGUGAUAUCGGUUGCAUUCGAUGCAGAUUUUGGAGCUUUGCAAUCCCUUCCAUCACCUGCUGAGUAUAUAGGUUAUGUACUUUGUGUAGGCACAUGUGUCUUUGGACCAUGGGUGCCGUACAGGGAUUACUUAGCAAUUUAUAACAAGCCCUUAUGGAAUGCUAAGUGGUUGUGGAAAAUUGCUGUGAGUGUCCUAAUGGCAUUGUUCUUUCUUACUGUCUCUACAUGUUGGACACAUUGGUUCAUUCCAGAUGAUGCGUGGAGGUGGUGGACAGCUUAUCGUGAUGCUCUCUCAUUCAGGUCGAGUCAUUACUUUGUUUCUUUCUUGUCAGAAGCAUCAGCUAUUCUAUGUGGAUUUGGCCAACGAACUGAUCCACUGUUUAGCCUCCCAGUAGCUAGACCGCAGUUUAUUGAAGUACCUCGGUCGUUAGUUCAAGUCGUCGUGUACUGGAACAUUCCUAUGCACAAUUGGCUGAAAAAUUAUGUGUUCCGUACCACGAAACCCUUGGGAAGCUUUGCUGCUAUUCUGUCAACAUAUGCUGUUAUGUGAAAGAGAAAACACAUUUCUCCAAGGAAGCAAGGGAUUAUUUUGGGACUCAAAGCUGAAGAACUCUCGAAUAGGGAUGUUGAUAGGAAAUUAUUAGUCGACUACAGAACUGUGACAGAUGUAUUGAAGAAACAAGCUGAAACUGGAAAGAGAAGCUGAGGUACAAAAGUGAUCCAAAGAAAAUCUGCAGUCCCAGACUGUGCUGGACAAUGAAAAUGAUAGCACACCAAGAAAGAAAACUGAGUUCAAGGCCGAUUGCCAUUAUGAUUGAGCACGAGUUCUGGGUCUCAGCUUCCCAUCAAGUGGUCUUAGGAUGCCUUUUUGAUCUCAGCCUUACGAAGAAAAAACCUGCAAAGGAAGCCCACCUAACAAAAAAGCAUGUUGAAAAAAGAAAAAGGUUUCUCGAUCUGUACCAACAGAGUUCAUCCAAGGACUGGGAAAGAGAAGAAAUUUAGUGUGUAUGGCAAUGACAGUGGUUUGAAACUGCGAGUGGAGCCAGGAGAGUAAUAAGGAAGGAAGAUUGUGUUGUGGAAAUGAAGUAGUUCAGUGAAAGAAUAAUGCUGUGGGGAGCAAUGUGUCUAAAGGAGUGGGAAGAUCUAAGAUUCACCUAGCUUCAGUUACUGGGUUAAACUACUGUGAUAUCUUUCAAAAUAAGUUAUUAAAUACCGCAGGAGAUCAUUUCAGUGGAGAAAACUGGGUCUUCAUUUUUGAAAAUGACAAUGCAGUCACUGUGCCAGGGUUGUCCAGGAGUGUCGUGCAGAUCUGGCUAAUGAACAGUUAUGGUGACCACCAAAUUGUUCAGACAUGAAACCUACUGAGUAUUGUGGCCAAUUAUGUCUAAAAAACUAAGUAAAUGUUGUACCUGUAGAAUAGAGUUCAUUAAGAAAAUUGCUCACAUCUGGUACCAUGAAAUUGGUACAUGUGGAAAAUUUGUCAGUUCAAUGAUAGAUAGAGUUAAAGCUCUUAAAUAGGCAUGGGGUAGGCGGACAAAAUUUUAAUUUUAUAUAAUUUGUUCUAUACAACUUAAUUUCACCUUAAACAAAAAAUUCAAUAAACUAUUGAAACAGCCUCUGUGUUGCUGUUUUGACAUACAUUAAGUAAAA
Messenger RNA from Schistocerca gregaria, 2804 nucleotides. It is a transcript of the gene por, whose product is annotated as protein-serine O-palmitoleoyltransferase porcupine. Gene Ontology annotation, cellular component: endoplasmic reticulum; membrane. The record is from RefSeq and is a predicted model, not a curated record. NCBI's taxonomy places the organism in Eukaryota, Metazoa, Arthropoda, Insecta, Orthoptera, Acrididae. The transcript is spliced from 8 exons. Bases 652 to 1704 code for a protein of 350 amino acids. Gene Ontology annotation, biological process: canonical Wnt signaling pathway; Wnt protein secretion; protein palmitoylation. Gene Ontology annotation, molecular function: Wnt-protein binding; palmitoleoyltransferase activity.